AUGCCAGACCGCGAAGCACAGCUGGCAUGGCAGGACAGCGACGAAGAACUCCCAGUCGGCGAGGGCCAGGACGAGUUCGCAUCUGCCAGCGUCCGUGGCGCCUCCCCGGGAGUCACCGGAGCCGAGGCGGCCGAGGCGGAGACCUCGCCGCCGCAGGUGACUCCGGCCGUCAACGCCCUUCAGCUCGAGAUGCCGCACCGCGAGGCUGCGCCAGCUAUGCAGGGUGGAAUCGGACGCGGCAACUCCACAUCUGCUGCCACAGACCACAACCGUUUGGCCAACCGUGUCAUGCCAGGUCCCGUCGCACCUGGGCCCGUCUCGCCAGGACUCGUCACAGCUCCGCCUGAAACUCAGAAGGAACAUCUUGAAUCCGUGGCGACCACUCCAUUCGCCGCGUCCCCGGCCUUGGCCGGCGGCUGCUGCGGAGUUUCGGGACCAUCCGACAUGUCCCAGGUUGUGCCCAGCGGCCCCAUGGGGGUGUCGGAGAUGCCCCAGGUGCGAACUCUGGUUGGUGUGCCCGCGGGUGGCGAGAUGAAUGUCUUGAACAGCGGCUGCGUUGGGUCGCAGGUCUUGCCCUUUGGAGUUCCCACCGCCGCCGCGGGCUACGGUGCCGGCAUUCUUAUCACGCCGAACCAGGUUCUCCCGGCGCCGCGGUCUCCGGUACCGGUGGGCCAACAUUCUCCCGUACCGAUGGGACAAAAUUCUCCCGUGCCGAUGGGCCAAAGUUCUCCCGUGCCGAUGCCCAUGGGUGAAACGCAGUCUAUGAUGAUGACGAGGACGCCAGUCGGAGCUGCCGCACCUCCCACCGCUUUUGUUGGCAACGCGAUGCCGACGACAGAUCAGAUAAGGUACCUGGAGCAGCAGAUGUACAUCCAGCAGCAAAUGCAGAUGGAGCAGCAAAGGCAGAUGGAGCAGCACCUGCAGCUCGGGCAGCAAGCAAGGCAGCUGGAGCAGAAAAGAGCCCUGGAGCAGCAGAGAGCUCUGGAGCAGCAGCGCUUCUUGGAUCAGCAGAUGCAGAUGGAGCGUGUGCGACAGGUCGGUCCCCAGGCAUCGCCCUUCGAGUUAAGCACUGUUGCGGGCACGAUCAGUAAAUUGGAGUCUCGAAACUUGCUCUUCAUAGUGCAAGGUAUGCCGCAGUCGCCAGCGCCGCCGACCUUGACGAAAGCCUCCUUGAUGCAAUUGAAUUUGUUCUGUUUGUCUACGGCGGUUGAAGAUCAAGAUGGAGUCUUGGCCCUGUCGAUUCCAGUACGAAUCUUGCAAGAAGGUCCAGCUGGCUCACGUUAA
This is a messenger RNA of Symbiodinium natans, 1284 nucleotides long. The record is from the annotation of a GenBank genome assembly. Lineage: Eukaryota; Dinophyceae; Suessiales; Symbiodiniaceae.